This is a messenger RNA of Alternaria hordeiaustralica, 1227 nucleotides long. RefSeq lists its product as uncharacterized. The transcript has a single exon. The record is from RefSeq and is a predicted model, not a curated record. The coding region runs from base 1 to 1227 and encodes 408 amino acids. Lineage: Eukaryota; Fungi; Ascomycota; Dothideomycetes; Pleosporales; Pleosporaceae.
AUGAAUGUGGGUUGGUUGAGAACAAUAGUUCUACCUGAUCUGGAGUCGCGCUGGGAAAAGUUGAAAGAGGAAAACAAGUCCAUCUUCGGCAAAGUAUGGUACUCUUCCAUCGUACACCCCAGAUUAUAUGGGGCGCAUUAUGAUGCCGUCGCCGAAUACGUCUUAGCGAAAGAGGGGCUGAUAACCACCAUCGCGAAAAGCUUGGCUCCAUUCAAGCAAUUACAUACUUUCGCCUUUGUCGAACCCGAGACCGAUGCCUGGAGCCGUUACGAAACGCUAUUCAAGGAAGUUGGUGAAGAGCACGGCCGCUUGCAGGGAUGCCGGAGCCCAUACACCAGGGGCUCAAAGCGAGACGCAAGCUCGGAGGCCGUCGCAUACAGCGGAAUGAUGAUCGGCCUUGACGUUGCACUUCGAGCUCUACAGCGAGCCGAAAUCCACCCAACCAACUUCGCAAUGCCAGUACCUUCUAUUGGAUUCCAAUCCUUCAAGACCUCCGUUUCGAAAUACGUCUUGAGCGAGGUUCUCACACAAACAAACAAGCUAUGUCUCAACCACCUAUCGUUGAGAUUCCUUCGUGUUGGGAGUAGUAACGACGACAGACUCACCUUGACAAAUGUCUAUUCUCGAGAGACCCCCCCACCGGUUCACACCGAAAUACUCUUAACCAAUGACAGCUUCCCCAGCCUACGCGACCUGACUUUAUAUUUUGGCCAGGUCAGAUCUGUGAACAAUCCGGGUCCAGCCACCCACGGCUGGAAGGCAGCAGAACUUGAGUCCCUAACCAUUCGAUACGACCCACGAUUUGAAGCUUCGGCAGAUGUUCUUCUAUGGCACCCAGACUGUUUGAACCACUUCCACCAGAGUCUCAAACACCUGACUAUUGUCAACGCUUUUUGCGGCAACUGGAAUAACUUCUUCCGCGACAUCGCUAAGGCUCAGCUGGAGACACUGGAUAUUGUGAUUGAGGAUGAUGUUCUCGGGAUGGUUAGGACGAAAGUGCCGUCGUAUGACGACGUGGAGAAUGGGUUGGUGUGUGUUCAGGAGCGCUUUAAGAAGGCCGCCGAGAAGGUGGAGGUUAGACCGGAUUGGGUUUUCGAUCUUGUGAAGCGGGUGUGGAAGAAUCAGGAUGAUAUUGUUGAUCGGUUGUUGGAGGAUAGCGAUGAGGAGGGGGCGUUUGAUUGGGAAGAGGAUGAUGAUGACGAUGAGGAAGAGGAAGUUGAAGGAUGA